UCAAUCAUUCAACACCUGAGCCCAAUAUUAAACUCAUUCACUAUAUAUUGUAAUUCACAGAUAUUUGUAACUCGGGUGUCUGUGGCGGUAAAUUUUACGAAUAUUAUCGUGGUAGGCAAACAUUACAUUGAGUAUUUGUAAUUAUACAGUUAUUUGGGAAUUCAAAAUAUUUUUCUCUACAUUCAUUCGUUUAUUGUAUUUUUAAAUGAGCAUUUUUUAAAAAUAUUUUAUAAUUAAUUAUAUAUCCAGUUCUAACUUUUUCUAAACCAAUACUUUUGAAGUGUCAACGCAUACUAAAUGCACUAAGUAUCGAUAAUUAUCGAAAAUUUUCAAAUAAUCGAUUUGUGAGCGGCAUACCUAGCCUGCGUUAUUGUACUUUUCGGAAGCAAUGCAAUAAAUCUUCUCUUUGUUUUUAUCUUAACGGUAUUUGAAGGAUACGUUUUUACAACCAGGUGUAUUGCUAUCGUUUACUGGAAAUAUUUAGUUUUCUGAUGAAGUUUAUAAAAGCAUAGAGUACUUUGUGUGACAUAAAAGAUGUCUUCGGAAAAGGAUAAACAUGUUUCUGUGACGCACUUCAUUAAUCCGCAACUGUUUUGGUUUCAUUCAAUUAGUGUGCCAAAUCCAGCUUAUCACGAAAUUAAGGAGCUGGAAGAGCAGCUUGAACAAUAUUAUCAAACACAUCAACCAUGGACGCAAGCGAUACAUAAGCCGGCAGUUGACAUGCUGGUGGCUGUAAAAUUCCUAUCUUGGCAUAAAAUGAUAAGAGCACGUGUUGAACACAUUGCAAAUUUCAGUAAAAAUACGCAAGGAGGUGAAUAUAUUAUGUGGGCCAUUGAUUACGGAUUUCCAUUUCAAACAAAGUCUGAACAAAUAUUUCGUUUGCCCGAUAAAUUAUCACGUCCAGUGGCACAUAUACAACGUGGAGGAUUGGCAUAUUUAACACCAGCCGAAAAGGAUUUUGAUUUUCGCAUGAAUUCUGCGGUAACAAAUGCCAAAGAGAAUUGGAGUCAACGUGCAUGUGAAUUGGUGGACAAACUAUUGAACGAAUCAGAAUCGGUUGUAUUUGUUGAGAAAUUUCGGCACGACGUACAUUUUUGGGGUGAUCUAAUAGUAACCACGCAUGUGGGCUAUAAAUGUAAUGUGCGUGAUUAUUUAAUUGGCAUAAGUUUGGCGCUAGAUGUUGGUCCGAAUUUUCGUGAGGCGUGUGUUAAUUUGAAAGCCACCAAAAUUUUGCCAUGGAUGACAAAUAGUGGUAACAGUAAAUUUAGUGCAAAUAAAGGCUUUUUGUGUGAAGGUCUAGGACGUGAUAAUAAAAAGAUACAACAAUUAGUUAGCACCGAAUUGGAUGAUUAUGCAAAGAAAAAAGUAGAAGAUUGGUGUGCAAGAAAUGAGAUAGCUAUUCUUCAAGAAAUCGCAGAUUUCGAAGACGACAUAUUACUGGACAGCGUCAAAUUCGACGAUUCAGUAUCAAACAAAGACUAUGAAGUAGGCACUCUAAACAAUGUUGAGACUGUGGAACUUACUAAAGAAAACAAAAAAUGUAUUGAAUUUGAAAAAUUACCGAGUGACAACGAAUCCGACAAUUCUCUGGGUAAUUGUGAAAUAACUGAACAGCAACUGGGCUUAGCUGGUACAUUGUCGAAAUCACUAGAGGAAAAGUAUGGUAAACAGCAAUUACCACCAAAACCAAAAAGUACUGAUUUUGACGUGUGCGCUGAUGCCGAAAAGGAAGCAUUCAAAGAAAAUGUACCGCAUGAUAAAGAAAAAUUGCUCAGUGGUGUAGAAUCGUUAGCAUCCACAAGAAGCGGAGUUUCUAGAAAGCAAAAGUUGUUGGAAAAACGCAAACAGAUAAACAACAAACAAACUGAUGAAUCAAUUAUAACCGACAAGCUGCAAGAGUUAACUUUAAAACCAGAAAUUAACAAGAAUAACCUUAUAGAGUUAAUAUCCAACGCAAGCACUACGGCGGAAUCUGAUAUUAAAAAGCAUACGCGAGAAACUAUUACAGAGAAUAGCGAAAGCAGCAGUAUUAAUGCCAGCGUGGUUUCAACAAAUGUAACCAAUACUCGUGCAAAACGACAUCUACUCAAUCGCCAACGGGCAUCAAUGAAGCAGGAAGAAAGCACCACUGACAGCACAUCUACCAAUGAACUAACACCACAAACAACAAGCGUCUCAUCCAAACGUAUGGAAUAUCUACGCAAGCAACGUUUAGAAAAGCUUAAAGCGGAAAAUAAUGAAAAUCCGAAACAAGAAAGCUCUGCAGAAGAACCUACUUCCAAAAGUCAAGACCAGGCACCAUUAAAGAAGUUGGUUGAAAAGAGCGCAGCGCCCACUGCUCCCGCUAAGUCCAGCGCACAUAUUGGUCGUUUGUUAAACUUGCGCAAAAAGAUUCAGGAUGUAAAGCCAGACUCAUAUUUCGCAUUAACCAAUAACCGUUCACGUCCGACUACUGAGACCUUAAAAGAAAGCAACACCUUCCAUGGUUUACGCAUGAUACCGGCCGGUUUUGAUAUAACCAAUUUAAAUCACUAUAAAGACGAGAAAAAUCAUUGGCAUCGCAAGGCGACUACGCGUUUUGAUCACGUGCCACACGACGCGAAUGUGGUGGCAAUGGAAAUGAAAAUGACUAGAGAAUACAAGUUACCUGAUAGCGCUGGAUCCAAAGCAGUUGAAACUGCAGCAAGCACAACAAAACAGGAUAAUAUAUUAGAUACCACAGUGCCAGAGUUAAGCGAAGACCCCAUAGAUUUUAGCAUAACUUCGGAGGCCAAAAGCAAAGAGUCUACCACGCCAGAGGAGCUGUCACCUUACAGUAGCAGCAGCUCACCUGCACCAAAAAAGUAUGGACGCUAUCGUUCGUUAAAAUCGCCCGCUACACAAAUGAAUAAAAUCGAUGAAAUACUACGUUCUGCCUAUAAUGAAAAAGCAGGCGGUAAUAGCGAGAUACUAGACCUGGACAAUGUCAAUGCUAGCGCUUGCAAGGAUGAUUCGGACAACACGGAGCUAUAUUCGGCUGAUGAUGGUACAAACGGCACCACUACAACCGAUAAUGACGAUAUGGAUUUGGAACAUAAUUCUACAUCUAAUAAACGUUCACUCAUCAGAAAUCGGCUGCUGAAAAAGUUAGCAGCACAACAGGAACAUUUGAAACAAAUCGAAGACAAAUUAACCAACGAAUUGAAUACAACAAAACCCGAAAUCUUUCGUAUACACUUGCCAGAAGUUAAAGAGCUGCGUGCUGUGGAGGGUGAACACAAGUUGAAAACCAAAUUUAUUGAUCACUUGGUAUUGGCGCAUUCGAAUGUACCGCUAACGGCGCUCACAAGAAUUUCAGAGGCAUUCUUUCUAAAGGAAAUACACGACGAAAUGGAAAAUAUGCGCGUGACAAAAUUGUAUCGCAUACAAGCUUACGCCUGGCCACACCUGCUACGUGGUAAUUCAAUGUUUGUCGUAAAUCCACACAAGUCAGGCAAAACAUGGAGUUAUUUGCCGGCUAUUUGCAGUCUCGUUGCUUAUCGCAUACAAAGUUGUCGCAUUGCCGAGACUUAUGGUCCAGUCGCCAUUAUACUGCUACCGACUUCGGCACACGUCGAAAUUGUGCAUAAUUAUUGCAAGCGUUUACUGUUAGGCGUACGUCCGGCAGUGACCACGGUUGCUUCGUAUGGUGUACGAAAUGCGAAUGAUGCUAAAAUACAAUUGCUCAAUAGUUGUGGCAUAUUGGUGGCAACGCCGGCUAGUUUGCUGCGUUUGUUGCGUGAUAAUGAGCAGGAACCUUUAAUUGAUAUGGAGCGUUUAAAGCAUUUGGUCAUCGAUGAUUUGGAUUUAAUGCUCUCGCGUUCGCAGAACGAUAUCGAAUUGGUAUUGAAGACCUUAUUUAAACUAUCCAAACGGGGUAAGGACUCUGCAAUGGCUUGGCAAUUAGUGGUGACAUCACGCGAUUGGGAUUCCCUGCUUGUGGCGCUUAUGCGUAAAUCCAAUCAACCGUUGCUUUUGAUUGGGGAUUUCCUUGAAGCCGCCGUGUAUGGCAGAGUUAUGAUAUCCAUCAAGCUCUGUCCCAGCGAGCGCAAGAUAACCACAGUUCUGGAAUUCAUCGAACAGAAUUCGCUCGAAAACGAACGCAUACUGGUGCUGUGCAACAGCGAUGACGAUGUCUAUGAGGUCGUGGAUGGCCUCACCACUUCGGCGCAUGUCUGCAUUGCCUAUGACAAUCAUGCUUCAGCCGAUGUGCGCACAAUAAUCGAGGAGUGGCGCAAGAAGAAGGUUAUGUCAUCACGCAUACUAGUGUGCGCCGAUUCCUCAUUUCCCGAGCUGCAAAUACAGAAUGUCUCACAUGUCAUACACUAUUCAAUGCCCACAUCUUGGACUAAGUUUACAGCACGUUUCUCUGCUUUAGCGCAAACUUAUGAUAACUAUGUGAGUAAGAAUUUCGAAAUUCCCACUGGCGUGGAUCGCCCUACAGCGCGCUCACUAAUACUGCUUGAUGAGGAGAAUAGCAUACAAUUGCCGCGUUUAAUGGAUUUUAUGAAGAAGCAUGAUCAAUUGAAAUUUAUACACGCCGACAUUUUGGCCGUGUCCAAGCGCGUUUUGGUCGAGCGCGAAGAGGCGCGCAUACUACAUGGCGCACGCAUGUGUCCAUUUGUUCUGGAGUUCGGCGAAUGCGAUGAAGCGCGUUGUGAAUUUCGACAUAACCUCACACGUUUCGAUGCGGUCGUUAAAAAGGAUAGAAUACCGACCAACGGCGAUAUGCGCAUACUCAUAUUAAAGGUCUUUUCACCCACGCACUAUGCUGCACGUCUACUACAACAACGUACAGCCAACUCUAAUAAAUGGCAAGAUGUUCGACGCUCGCCGGAGGUCUGCAAUUUCAGCAUGCAAUUAAAUUUGCAUUAUUUGAAACAGGAAAAUUGGAAUCUGCUUUGGCCGCUACAUAUCGGCGAUUUGUGUGUCUACAAAUAUGCUGAGACAUAUCAACGCGCGCGUAUACUUGAGCUGCCUGACGUAUCUAAUACCGCUAUUAUUAAAGCGAUAAAGCUUACGCUCAAACUAAUCGAUGAGGGCAGCAUUAUAUCGAGCGUUAAAUCGGAUGAACUCUACGUGUGUGCUGAUAAAUUCAAAGAUUUUCCUGCACAAGCCAUAAAUAUACGCCUAACGGGGGUUGUGCCGUUCGACAACGAACGCACCUGGGACACGAAGGCCACUAAAACUGUACAGCAAUGGAUAAUGAGCGAUAUAAAAAAGAAUGAAUGCGUGCAUGUAAGCAUUAACUUCACGCUAAUCGAUACAAUUUGGGUGAACAAUGUCAUUGUCAUGGAGCAACUGGAACAAGUGGGACAAUAUGUGUAUCGUGUGAACUUGAAACGCUCAUUGAUGGAGAAAAAUAUAGCCGAUGUGGGUGAUAGCAAAAGACAGGGUAUACGCGAAAUAGCUGAGGAGUUGGGAUUGCUUGCUUAUAGCGACGAAGCAGACACGCUCAGUGACUCUGAGAGUGAAUUCAAAAGCUUCAGUGAGAAUGAUACAAGUAAUCUUAUGAAAUUCUCCUCGAACGACGACACCGCCGAAAGUGAGAAGUUGCAACAAGUGCAGAGGCAAGCAGCAAAUACGCAAGAAGUGGCGGAAUCAAAUUCGCUAAUACAAAUCGGUGACGAGAAUGUGAAUGAUGAUGUGGAAGAUUGGGAUGCGCAGUUGAAUGAUAAUGCUAAUAACGCUAAAGAGAUUUACUUACCACUACAAACAACUAUUAAGAUCGAAGAAGACGAAGCCUCCACAAUAACAACACUGCCGACAACAGAGAAUGACAAACUUAUUUCAACAGAUAUCCUAACCUCUAUAAACGGCAAGGAAGCGUGGCUGGAAUUGCCUUUAGAGCAAAUGGUAAAAGUGGAAAUCGGCAGUGAGGACGAAAAUGGUAAUUGGAGCGAUAUUUACUUGCAACACAUCGACAGCGAACAAUUGGAUAAAUUUGAUGAACUACUAUUGCUAAUUAAUAAACACAUUGCCAAAUUGAAACGCAAGCCGGCAAUGCCAUUCCCCGCCUCGUGGUUCAAACCAAUGCAGAAUUGUAUAAUACAUCAUGAUAACCGUUAUUUACGCGCCAAAUUGUAUGGCAUCUUCAGCAAUAAGGCGCCAGCUAAUGCCGCACCUAGCACAAUUUACCGCUUCUUUCUUUGUGAUUAUGCAUGCUUCGUAAUGGCUAAAUCGGAUGAGUUGUACAAGGAUUUCCUAUAUCCCACCACAAAAGAAAUUCUGGAAUUCACGCCUUAUCAAGCCAUACACUGCCGGUUAGCUGGCAUAAAUUUCAAUAAGUUUGCAAAACGCUAUAAAAUCACCAAAGAUUAUCUCUUUGCAUAUGCUGUGAAAGCGAGCGGUUGUGCAUUAACCUCAACUAUCGCCGAUUUCAAUAUAAAUUCCUAUGAAAUACUAUUGUAUGAGAAUGAAACGGAAGACAAUUUGCAAACCAUUGAAUUGUUCAAUAAUAAAUUAAUAGAAAAUGGCGUUGCCACUGCGAAUGAGUCAGCCAAAGAGGUUUUUCAAAAGCGUAUAGCAGCGCCUAAAGCGCCUAAAGAUUUAUGUAAUUUCGAUGAGCUGCUACAAUGCAUACAACGUUCCUUUGAGUUAGAGUUGUGUGAGUUUGCUGAUACGAGCACUAAAUCACCGCUACUAGCAAUUGAACCGCCUAUACAAGCGGCGACGGAAAGUAUUGAAAAGUUGCCAGAGCGCACUAACAAACCGCUGGCUUAUAAACCAUUAAAAUCAAAAUUCACACCGAAUUCAAGCGGCAAUGAAGAAGAACCACCACUAUCGUCCAACAAAACAUCAAGCAUUAGCGACAACUGUAGUGCUACACUCAACUCCACAUCGACCGCUUUGGACACCACAUCUUCGUCUACAAACUCUUUAACGCCACCACCAGCUUUAAAGGCGAAUCACAAACGUCCGCAGCUCUCCUGGUACGAUACAGACUGUUUCAUUUACCUUGUCAUACAUGCGCCCGAUGUUGUUGACUAUUAUCUCGAAGUUACAUCAGAUACAUUGAUAUUCUCAGCUAAUAUACAAGAUGUGCCACAUGCGUUAGUGUUAAAUUUGCUUGGUUUGGUUGAGCCUUCGCUAGUUUCGCAUGAAAUACGCGGUCUAAAUGUGCUUGUGCGCUUGGUUAAGGGUGUUUUUAUGAAAUGGCCACGUUUGUUGCAACAAACGUUGCGUUAUACUUGGCUCACGUAUAACUUGAAUGCGAUCGAUUUGGCAGAAGUGGAGAAGUUGCUGCCACAACAGCAAUUGGAAAUGAUAUUACAAAAGACAGCAGCAUUAAAUCACAAUGACGGUUAUAGCAGCGAUGACGAAUCUGAUGAUGAACGCAAUUUAUUUCAAACAUAUACGCCGAUAGUUAAUAGUGAGGACUUAUGCGAUCCGACUGUGGAGCUGUUUUGAGAGCGGGUGUCUGUGAAUUUCAAGCCAUAUAAAUUGGCUUGUUUGUUUGUUGGCUUAGGAGUGACGUUAAUCGCACUCAAAUGGCACACAGUGCAUCUUCCUAAAUUUUGAACAUUU
Molecule: messenger RNA, 7545 nt
Organism: Bactrocera oleae (olive fruit fly)
Lineage: Eukaryota; Metazoa; Arthropoda; Insecta; Diptera; Tephritidae
Product: putative ATP-dependent RNA helicase TDRD12
Biological process (GO): germ-line stem cell division
Molecular function (GO): nucleic acid binding; ATP binding
Source: RefSeq, a predicted model, not a curated record